CGGAGGCUCAGUCUCUGCCCCGGUUUACGAGGCCGGACUCAGUUUCUCCUCCAUCCUCUCGCCUAGGCCGUGGAUUCCGCUCCAUCCGCCUCCAUCAGGCUCCGUAUCGGCGCCAGCUCCAGUUUCCCGUUGCGGCAGAGGCGGAGGAACCCCUGAGAACGAGCCGAGUCAGCGGCACGUUCUCAGCGGUGCUCAAAACAACCAGUGUACUCGAUGACAUUCCAGCGCAAUGUCAGAGCGUUUGGGGCAAACUACCAAGGGGAAGGAUGGAAAAGCAAAGUACUCCUCCCUCAGUCUGUUUGAUAAAUACAAGGGAAAGUCUCUAGAAACCCAGAAGUAUUCAGGAGGUGUCCCUCGACAUGGCUUGCAAAGUCUUGGUAAAGUGGCUGCUGCUCGGCGCAUGCCGCCACCUGCAAAUCUCCCCAGUUUGAAGGCUGAAAACAAAGGCAACGAUCCAAACGUGACAAUUGUACCAAAAGACGGAACAGGAUGGGCAAGCAAACAGGAGCAGCCGGACCAAAAGAAUACCAGAGUAUCAGCAGCACCGCAGCCAGAGUCGCCGUCGCAGCCGGUUUCGCAGACGUCUGCCUCCAGUGUGGCAAAAACAGCUCCAGUCCAGGAGAGCACAAAUUCGGCACAAGGUGGAAUAAAGUCAUGGGCACAAAUAAAAGCAAAGCCAGUAGGACCAGGGCCAGGAACUGGCGCAAAGGUGUUAAACAAGCAGUUACCAUUCUCUCACGAGGAAUUUCCAACAUUAAAAGCAGCUGUAGACCAGGAAAAGGCUGGAAAAGAAAAGGACACUACAGGUCAAUCAUAUGGGCCAGGACCAAGCCUCCGCCCACAAAAUGUUGCCAUUUGGAGGGAGGGUGGUGGUCGAAACCUAAACCCUGCAGCCACAUUAACUAUAUCACCACCAGAGGUAGAAGCCAAAACCUCAUGCCAAGAUGAUCCAGUAAAUGUACCAGUUUCAUCAAGUGAGCCAAAGGAACCUUCCCUGCGGCCUGCUACUCCGCUGAGGAGAGGCUCGGGAAUUCUGCUGCAGGCUGGGUCUCACCAGUUCCCAGCCACCUACCGUGAUAUGCUGCCUACAUUUAUGUGCCCACCACAAUCACAACCUCAGCCUAUCCCUGCACAUGAUGCACAGGGAUCUUUACAGUAUCCGUUCCAACCACCUGAGCCAAUUAAAUAUCCUCGUGGUGUUACUCGUACAACGCGCCCCGUCAGGCCUGUCCGGCGACAAGGUGAAUCUGCUGAUCGACCCGCCAUCAUUAAUCCUGAUGACCUGAAAGAACUGGAUCAGCUGGACAUUGAAACUGAAGAUGGAUGGGCUGGUGAACACGAGGAAGUGGAUUAUUCAGAAAAGCUUAAGUUCAGUGAUGAUGAUGAUGAAGAGACCGCAAGAGAGAAGAAAGAAAAAUGGGAAAGGGAUAUGAAAAUGGCACGCCAACAAUCUCUAAAUGCUAAGCUUGAAGCAAAGGUGGAACCCUUCCUAUGUGGUGAAUCCAUUUGGGGUAACGCAUUAUCUUCCAGCCAACCAAGUCAUGGCCUACAAGAUACUGAGCCACGUUGGAGCUUAAAUCCUACUGAGACACGGGCUGGCGUCUUCCAAAAAUUGACUGGAGGUAAUAGGUGGGCAGACUCUCAUGUUGAGAAAGAUGAAGUGUGGCGUCAGAGGCCAACUUCUGGCACCAAUGAACGUUCUGAGGCAUUGGAGCGAGUGAGGAGAAGGCGCGAAGAAGAGGAGCGACGGGCUCAGGAAGAGAGACUCGCUGCUUGUGCUGAAAAACUCAAGAAACUCGAUCAAAAACGAGUGAUAGAGAACUCUGUUAAAUUUGACAUACAGAAAAAAGACUAUGUUGAAACUAAGGAGAGCAAGGACUCUGUACCUCUGUCUACACAGCAGAAGCCCUACACCGAAAUCAAGCAGAGCUUACCAAAAGAAAAACGUGAACUGACUGUGGAACUCCCUGCCGAGGACAAGGUGAAAAAAGAAAUCCCUGCUGUCGGUGCUGAAAGUGAUGAUGACAACAACAUCCAGGGGAAUGAGCCCACGCUGCCAAUUCAGAACUACAACAAGUUCCACAAGACCCUGCCGCCGAGGUUCCAGCGACAACAACAGGAGCAGCUGUUAAAGAUGCAGCAAAGACAGCAACAACAGCAAGGGUCUUUAAUACCACCACCAGUUGCACCUCCACAUUCCCACACACAGAGACAUGUCUACCCAAGUCCAGUCGGCCCACCUCCUCCACACAUGCUUGGCUAUGACCCUCGCUGGAUGAUGAUGCCCUCUUAUAUGGAUCCUCGACUGACCCCAGGGAGGGCACCAAUUGACUUUUACCCAUCCGGUGUUCUUUCCUCUGGAAUGAUGAAGCCUGUGAUGCGUCCUGAUCAUUCAGACAAUAUUACUUCAGGAACUGAGCAGCAAGAAAGGUCCCCUAUACUGUUACACGAGAAAAGAACUCCACCCACAGAACCACAGUUAAAUUGGAGUCAUGAUGACUUCUCAACUGCUCAAAACAGGACGUUUAUGUUAAACAGUCAGAGAUCGCAAGAGGAUAGUGCUGCAGAAGAGAGGUGUGCUAGGAAUGAAAGACUUCCCACGCCACCUGUGAGGAGUGAUCUAAUUUCCCAGCCGACCAUGAAGAUACAAAGAGAUCCAUUUGAGGAACAGAUUGAAGAGUAUCGAGUUGCACCAGCAGACAAAUUGCUAAAAAUAGUUCGUUUAGAAUCCCAGACUGAACUAAUAAAAGAUAAAAGACCUGAGGUGGUUCCAAAUAUGUCAAAGGUCCUGGGAAGGGAUAUUCUCUUUCAGCAUCAAACAAAUCCUCACUUACUUCAUAAAGAACUCUUCUCACCAGAGUCUGAGCAAAUUGGGCUGAAUUUGUCUUCAAGAGACAGUACUGAGGCAUCAAAGCCCGCUGAAAACAUUGAAGAUAUCAUAUCUCACACCUGGGAUUAUGUACAUCCGAAAGAGCAUUUGAGCCCUAAGGUUGAUGAACAUGACGAUACCAGAGAGGAGAAAGUCUUUCGGGCGGAAAUAUGGCAGACUGAUAAUUUGUCAACGGUAGAGUCCAAACCUGCAACUCAGUGGGAGCCUCUAAAAGGAAAUCAUGUUGAUCGUCGUGAGACAGUCGGGAAAAUGAUAGGUAGAAGAUCGGGACCAAUUAAAAAACCCGUCCUUAAAGACCUCAAGACUGAAAAGAAUGAAGAGACCGAGAAAGUUAAAUUGGAAUCUGUUCAGAAAAAUACCCAGAAUAAAGUGGACCAGAUAAAGACUGAGGGUAAGGUGAUGAAAACUAAUGGAGGCAUGUCACCUUCUUCACAAACUUCCAUUUCCUGUUUGAACAUUAGACAUAAAGAAUUGACUGUCUCACCAGUGCCUCCGGCUAAAUUUGACUGGGAAAUAGAGAAACCACCAAGAAAGGAGAAUAAAGCAUGGGAUGUUAGAUCGAUGAAUAAAGACAACGUUGACUUUCCCCCACCACAGAGGGGAAACUGGAUUGAAGGUGAUGAUCAACAAAGUUUCAGCAAUCGAGGCCAAGGGCGAAGCAGGGGUCGAGGUCGAGGAGAUCUUUCUGGCAGAGUUGGUGAGAUCAGAAGCUCUUACAACAACUUCAGCAGAGGAAAUCGGCAGAAUCCUAAAGAUUAUGGUAAUUCAUUGGAAGAUAGCCAAAAGAACCCCAAUCGACGUCGAAAUGUUAGUGAGACGCGAAGUAAGGAGUCUGAAUAUGAAGAUAUACCAAAGCGCCGGAGGCAGAGGGGAACUGGAGCCGGCAAUGAGGCCACAAUUGAGUCAGCAUAUUCCGACAGAGAGGGGAAGAAUAUGUUCAAAGAUCCUGUAAGGAGAACCAAGAGGAUACCUGAUGGGCAUACAAUUGGUGAAAUGGAAGAUGAAAGGGGCCCAUCAAAAAUGUUUGAGAGGGCGUUACCUCCUCGGUUGAGUAACUCUGGGAGAGGGCGCAACUUUGCCCCUCGUGGAAUGCCUUCAAGGCAAAACAGAACGUCAAUGUUCAAGCUAAAUGGUACCUAUCAACUAAAUGGUGAUGUUUCAACUUCAUUGAUGCUACCUAAAAGGCAGCCGCUUAAGGAAUCUACAAAAGUGCUUAACAGGGGUUUGGAAGUGGCACUAGAAAGUGCUGGAGAGGAAAAUGAAGUUGCAGACAAGAUCUCUUUUUCUGGAAUUCCGGCCACAGAAGAUCAGCCACCCAAAAGGGAGCGAUCAAUGGAUAUGCCGCCAAGGAGAAGGAGACCACCUCGACAGGACAAACCUCCACGAUUCAGGCGGCUUAAACAAGAAAGAGACGCGGCCACUGAAAUAAACAAUGAUGUGUCAGCUCCUGUAGACAAUUAUAUUGCUAACACGACCACAAGAACCGACGAUCAGGAAAUGGCCUCCCUUGUAGCUGGAAAUAAGUCACCAGACCUGUCCAAUCAAAAUUCCUCUGACCAAGCAAAUGAGGAGUGGGAAACUGCUUCUGAAAGCAGUGACUUUACUGAGAGGCGAGAAAGAGAGAACAGAGCAUCCCAGAAUAACCUGACUCCUGAAGUCGAUGUGGCAGAUACUGGACUUGGGCAGAGAAAGGAAUUAGCUAAGCGCAGCUUCUCCAGCCAACGGCCAAUUGAUAGGCAAAACCGCAGAACAAAUCCAGGCUAUGGAGGAAAGUCUCCAAAGUCUAAUGGGACCGGUCCCAGAAAUGAAAAGGCAUCCGGGCAACCAUCAAGAAUCAAAAGGUAUGUAGAAGAACAACUGUGUGACCAGAUAGCAGUGAAUGGAGGGAGUGUCAACACAGUGUAUUGUGUCGAGCGUGUGGUUCCGAAUGACCCAGCAGCUGUACAAAUUGCAGUGAAGGAUGCAUCAAAUAAAAAGAAGGAAAAGGAUGUAAAGCCUGGCGUGAAAAAAUCAAAAGAGAAGACUGAUGCUUUGGCCCAGUUUGAUUUAAACAAUUAUGCAAGUGUUGUCAUUAUUGAUGAUCACCCAGCUGUAGCAGUGGAGGAACAACCGUCUGUGUCCACCGUAAAUGAUGGUUUUACUGAAGUCAUCUCAAAAAAACACCGUCGUUUGCUUGAAGAGGAGCGCAGGAAGAAAGAGCAAACAUUGCAGGCACCAGGGAAAAGUCGGAAUGAGAAGAGCUGGACAUCUUCAUCCAAAAUUCCUCCUCGUUUUGUUAAAAAGCAACAGAUUUCCAAUGCAAUAGCUGAACAAACUGAAGAAAGCUUCUCUAAGGUGCAGGCCGCAUCCAACAGUCUAGGGACAGAGAUCUGGGAGAACUCCAGUGCACCCCUUCCUGUUCAGCCGACCAGCAGCGAUGGUUGGGUAAAACCUAUGCAUUCUUACACAGGAUCUGAAUCUGCUUGUACAGAAAGUUUCAAGGCAAGUCAGCCCGACAGUGGAGUUGAACUCAGUGCUGAUUCCCAAGGUUCAUCUGCAACAUCAUCACAGCGAAGCUCACCUUAUGGUGCGCUAAAGCCAGAGGGAGGAGUAAUGACUGAAGUCAAUGGAGCCAGUGCAGACACAUCAGUAGAUAAAUCGAAUGGGAAAACAGAUGAUCCCAAGGAGCCACGGCAGAAGUCAGAAAGACCAGAGUACAAGGUUCCGGAGCCAGCUGAAGGGCAGAGCAAAGACCACAAGCCAGGGCCAAUAGGAAAUGAACGAUCCUUGAAAAACAAGAAGGCGAAAGAGUGCCUAGAACCAGAGGGAACAGAGCGAAAUGAUGGGAGCAUUAAUUCGAAAACGGCAGCUGAUAACAGACCAAUUGCCAAAGCAGGGUUGGAUUUGCACGUAGAGUCUGUCAUUCCAGUUCCACCCAUAGAGUUCGGAGUGAGUCCAAAGGAUUCAGAUUUCAAUUUGCCACAGAAUUCAGUGCCGAAUCCAGUUUCCAACUCGAUCACUAAACUGCAGGAUGUAUUAGUGAACAACGUAACACUAAGCCAGUCAAUCCCAAUCCUGCGAAGAGAGCAUCUCCAACAGGGUCCUAACCUCACUCCUGUUUCUCUACCAAGUACAGACCUUACAUUAAAGAUGGAGUCUGCCCGCAAAGCCUGGGAAAAUUCUCCCAGUGUUGCUGAGCAGAGUUCUCCUGGUAGCAGUAGUGCCAGUACACAGACUCCAUGUAACACCGGCCCACCUAGUGGAGUAGGCUACAGCCCAAUUGGAUGUUCUCCUGUGCCUCCUAUGCCAAUGGUCUCAGUUGCACCCUCUGUGUCUUUGCCAGGGAGCCAUAUUUCCCCUUUGUACAUGGAUGGCCACGUUUUUGCCAGUCAAACGCGGCUCCUUCCGCAAUCAAUCCCACAACAGCAAGGUUUCCAGGCUGGCCUCUCUCAGGCUGCUGCAGCACACCAGAUUCAAAUGCCAGUGCAUACAUCCUUACAGGCCCAGGCACCCCUUGGAUUGAGGAAUGGACUGCCUGUCUCCCAGUCUCAAGAUAUGUUUGGUUCAAUGCAGCCUUUCAGGUCACAAGUGUACAUGCAUGCCAGUCUUUCUCAGCCAUCCACAAUGGUCUUGUCUGGUGCUCCUAUGAAAACUCCGUAUACAGCUUUCCCCACAGUUCCAACCUCUGACAUGGUGAAGCCACAGCCAGGGUCUCAUUAUCAAGCAAUUGGAGGAAAUCAGACCCUCAUGUAUGAAAGUCAACUAAACCAGCCUGGGCUUACCACUUCACAGAUCAUGGACUCUCAGCUGAUACAGGUGACCAUGUCCAUGCCUGGAUCCCAAUUGUCUCUGCCCAGAUUUGGCUCAGGCCAGCAACAACUAAUUGCAUUAACUCAGUCCAUCCAGCUUCCCCAAGCGCAGAGUUUGAGUGUUGGUGGGACCAGAAGACUCCUACCCCCAGGAUCUCAGCCUCCUAUUCUACCUACUGGCAGAGAGAUUCCCCAAAUGGACCUAAAAGCAUUUCAAUAUGCAGAUAACAAGCAGCUUUCCUCUGGGAUCCCUGGAGGACCUGUACCAAACCUCUUCAGACCCAGUUGUUCAAGCCCAAGUGGGAAAAUGUCUGGACCUGGAUCAUCUGUGAACACCAUGGGCUUAAAUAUUCCAGGAGGUAUCCAGGGCCACUAUGCUCAACAGAUGCCACCUCCACCCCAGGGCAACAUGAUCAUGCACAUGAGGCCUCCCAGUGUAGGAACAUAUCCUACUCCAAUUCAACGUCCUGUGAUGCAGAUGAACAAAGGGCCCAUUGCACCUCCUAUGACAAUACGCCAGCCUCGAAUGCACAGCUCGACUCGGGAGAAUUCAGUACCUACUAUUCGAGCUUGCAACUCUGAAAGAGGAGAGGAAGAUAUGAAGGCUAAACAGCGGGCAGAGGUGCUGCAGUUGACCCAAAAAUUCUUUGAACAGCAUCAGCAGGGGAAGCUUGCCAACCUGGCCCAGAAGGUGGAACCAGCCACUUCUAAUGUUGAUCAUGGAGAAGAAAGCUCAACCUUAAAUGUUUCAAACAUUCAGGACCCAGCCAGUGAUGCUGUGACACAGGAGAGAGCUCUCUGAACUGGACCAGUUGAGCACCAUGGCAUUAAAGCAGAAGAUGGGGAAGCAUAAGGAUCCCCUACAGUUUAACAAAAAAUGAUAUAUAUCUAAAUAUAUAUAAUAAUCAGAACGGACCCGGGAUUUCUGGAAUGCUAAGACUUCGUUUAAAAAAAAAAAAUGCUGUUUCAUUUGCUGCUCGGUCUUGAAAAGCAGAGAGUAAAACUGAUACCAGUACAAGGUGAUAUGAACUUGAGGCUUUUGUACUUCUCGAGAGGAUGAUUAUUAAUUCAGUAUCCACAGUUGAAUUCAGGAUAUGUAACCAACUUUGGCAAGUGAGUAUCCAUUUGGAAUGCUGCAGGAUGGAUACGUAGAAGAAUUGUACUGAGUUCUGGUUGUUAACAUGUGCUGGUUUCCUUUCUUGUACAGUAUGUUGCACCUACGUCGUGGCAUUACAGCAUGGUGCAUCAGCUAACUUCUAGUCAUUGGUUCUUUUGUGAACGGAGACAAAAUCAGAGAUUUGGAAUAUAGAAAUUAUUUCUGUGACGUUCGUGCAGAGAGACACAGUUGUACAUUGUCACCUGACAAUCCAUUUAUAUAUAUGUUGGUCAUGUACUGAAAAAUAAGAUUAACCAAGAUGUAGUGCAUUUCGACUUUUCAAUUUCAUAAUGACUGAAAAAUGUAAUUCCCACCGUAGUAGUUUGGAAGAAGUCAAAUUUACCAUUAGUUCAAGACUGCAGCAUAGUUUUAAGUUACAUUUACAGCAAACUAUUACUUGGAGAAAUGGCAUUUAUCGAAUGCAGUUUUAUUAGUUGCUUGAUGGCUUACUUCAUUUCUUUACAGUAAGUGGACAAAUGUGUGGAAAUAAGGAUAUACUAUUGAAAUUGUAUACAAAAAUCAAUAGCACUUUUUUUUUUCCUUGAAUAUUGAAGAAACGGUUUGUUGAUUAUUUGCAAUGGGAGCUGGCUGGCAACUUUGAGGGCAUCUGUCAUUCUUUUCCUAGAGUUUGACUGUUUAGACUUUACUUCAUGCAGAAUAUUUUGUCCGUGACAAGUGAGAAUGGGCUAUGAGCAGUGCUGUAUUUCCAGUAUAGUUAAUUGAACCAUUUGAAUUGGAUGUUGUGCGCACAUCUCAAUGUCCAGAAUACAAAUCAUUCAUAUCCAGCACUGUCGUUCCUGUAAGUGCUAAACAUUGAGGAGAAAGAUUGUUGAUUCUGCAAAUUAAGAAUCCUUUUGUGGAGGAGCAUGACGCAAAAUGAGGAAUAAGUAGUCAUUUGUUUAAAAAUAGUACCAUGCUUUUAAGUCAUGACAUGUAUAGUGCAUGUGGAGAAAUAUAAUAAAUAAAUGUGCAUAUGUAUUUGCGCGCAUUUCAAUAACUUAGCAACUUUGGCAUCGGUGUUGAUGGACUACUGCAGACAGUCCUGUAAGGCUGAAUUAUCCUUACCUUUAUAAUUUGGAAUAUUGCACUCCACUGUUCAUAGUUCACCAAUAUACAAAUACAAUUAUGAAUUUUGGUCUCCAUUUAUCUGUAAUGAACUGAAUUCCAUGACAAAAUUGCUUUUGAAUCCAAGGAAUUCAAUUUUACAGUGUACUUUCUGGUAAAUAACUAAAUGACUUUUGCCCUCCAUUAUGUUGAUCAAAUGUGGCAGGAAGGAUAUAGUUCAGCUUAUUUGCAGUUAUUGUUUAUGUUGAUACAAAACGAUCUGUUUGGCACUGUUGCGGGAUUUGAAUUAGUACGGUAACUAUGUGAUAACACGAAACGUGAUAUGUGUGGCACAUUCCUCGGGAUUCCCUGACAGCCGGGGUCACUUCGUUAACAUUCUUAUUGCUAAUCAACUGGUUUAGACAACUAAUCUGAAUAUGUGUGUAAGGAAUUAACUCGGACUAGUAUCUUUGCUGAAAGAUGAGUUGUCAAGAGAAAGGCCUCAAAGUUAUUCUGUUUCACACAACUGAAUAUGACCUCUUACUAAGCUGUGGAGCAGUCUUUCCUCGCCUCCACUGUAGAUCUCUUAAUUGUAUUGAGCUUCUCAAUCCAGGCUGUUUGCUUGAAUAUAACAGAGACAGUAGCUGUAGCAAAGGUUGUCAUAAUUGUUAACAUUUCAACUCUGAGAGUUCCAACUUCAUGUUUUUUGUUUAGUAUCAUUUUUAUAUAUUGGAUGAGAAUUUUUAAAUUUUGUGAAAAGCAAUGAGGGUUAAUCAGGAGUCACCGUAAAACAUCAUCCCUUGAGGGGGUUUAAUUUUAAAGCAGUCAUUAGUCUUAGCCGCGGGCAAAUUUAAAAGUAAUCCAUCUUCAUAUUUUUAUUGUGUAAUGUAAUCUUGGCAUCCCUUAACACUGCGUGAAUUGGUAAAGAAUUCAGCGGUUAGAUCGAUAUUUUUACAAUGUUGUGGCAUUCAGGAUAAUUUCUGUUGUCUGCACAUGAUGGAUUUAGAAUUUUCUCUUUUUAUGUAAUUCGCUGAAGAAUCGGGAGGGAUCAGGUCAGAGAAUAAUCAUGUGAUUGAGAGCCUGAAAAAUGUGUUAUACCAUUAAGACUCCUAGUAACUGAAUUUUGAAUUUAAAUUACAAGACAAUUUUGAUCUUGUGUAUUUCUUAAGUGAAGAGGAAUCUCAAGUUGAAUUAGUAUUCAUUGUCAAGUACAUGCAAGUAUUACAUAACUCUAGCCUGUCAUAACAUAACUCUAGCCUUUCAUUAGAUUUGAAACAUAAAAC
Messenger RNA from Amblyraja radiata (thorny skate), 10161 nucleotides. It is a transcript of the gene prrc2b, whose product is annotated as proline-rich coiled-coil 2B. The transcript has 33 exons. The coding region runs from base 230 to 7480 and encodes 2416 amino acids. Gene Ontology annotation, biological process: cell differentiation. Lineage: Eukaryota; Metazoa; Chordata; Chondrichthyes; Rajiformes; Rajidae. The record is from RefSeq and is a predicted model, not a curated record.